GGCUGUAUUUUGAUGUGGCACUCAUUCUGAAAAUGUCCUCCUCGGGCGGUUCGGGCUGUAAGGUGUUUAGGUUCCAGGAUCUACGCGCUGUUCCCGACCCGCUGCUCGAGCUGCAGCCGGCCUGCCUGCAGCCCUCGCCGGCCCCGGUGGUGGUGGAUAAUGGCUCGUUUCAGAGCCGGGCGGGCUGGGCGUGCGGCGGGGCUGAGUUCGAGCGGCCGCUCCUGCAGUUUAAAUCAGUGGCGGCGAGAAGCCGGGGAGCGGCGCGGAGCGAGACCCAGGUGGGGAACGACAUCCCUAACCUGGAGCCCCUGCGCUGGCUCCUCAAGAGCCAGUUCGACCGCAACGUGGUGGUGAACUUCGAGAUACAGGAGCUCAUGCUGGACUACAUUUUCGUCCACCUGGGGAUCGGGACCGAGGGAAGUGUGGAGCACCCACUGGUUCUCACAGAGGCUCCAUGCAACCCGCUUCACUGCAGGCAGAUGAUGUCAGAACUGCUGUUUGAGUGUUAUCAGAUCCCACAGGUUGCAUAUGGAGUUGACAGCUUGUUUAGUUUCUAUAACAGCAAUAUACAACGAGGGCUAAAGCUACCUCACACUGGCCUGGUGGUAUCAUCAGGAUAUCACUGCUCUCAUGUGUUACCCUUCUUCAACGGCAGAUUGGAUGCUUUUAACUGUAAGCGUGUCAAUGUUGGAGGAAGUCACACAGCAGCUUACAUGCAGAGACUUCUCCAGCUGAAAUAUCCUGCUCACCAGGCAGCCAUCACACCCAGCCGCAUGGAGGAGCUACUGCACCAUCACUGCUACAUGGCUGUGGAUUACCAGCAGGAGCUGGAGAAAUGGCGCAGUGCAGAGUUUUAUGAGGAGGAGGUUCACCGCAUGCAGUUACCGUUCUCUGGAAAGGUUGCGGGUGUGUUUGCGAGUGCAGAGGAGAGGCAGGAGAAACGAGUGCAGCAGCUGCGGAGGCUGGAAGAGCUCAACAACCGGCACAGAGAGGAAAGACUCCAGCAAGAUCAGGAGAGACUGGACACACUGCUAGCAGUGCAGGAGCUGCUGGAAGAGGGCGCAGUUGAGCAGUUUCACAGGCGCCUGAUGGAGCUGAACAUGGACUCAGCUGAAGAACUUCAGUCUUACAUCCAUAAACUCAGUCUGAGUGUGGAGCAACACCGCCUAGCCAGAGCAGAGAUCACGGAGUUGGAGCAGCCUAUGGAUGAAGGUGAAAUGGAGGCGGAUUUACGUGAAGAGAGCGCUGAGCCUGAAAAAGCUGAUACUAUUCAGCCGGUGUUUAACAUGGCUGAGUACCACCAGUUGUUUGUGGGAACUGAGAGACUGCGUGCACCAGAAGUCCUGUUCCGUCCGUCUCUGAUUGGUGAAGAGCAGAUGGGACUUAUUGAGACUCUGCAGUUUGUACUGGAACAGUACUCUCCAGAGCAACAGGCUCUGCUGGCUGAAAAUGUGUUUUUGACUGGGGGCAACCUGUUGUACCCCGGAGUCAAAGAGAGAGUGGAGAGAGAACUGCUCGCUAUUAGACCCUUCCAGUCACACUUUAAGGUUUCUCAGGCAGCUCAGCCAGCUCUGGACGCCUGGUUUGGGGCCCGCGAGUGGGCUCUGAGGAACCCUGUUGGAUCUGAAGGCUGGAUUAGCAAACAGGACUAUGAGGAGAAAGGAGGAGAGUACCUGAGUGAGCACUGUUCCUCCAACAUCUUCAUCCCCAUGAGGAUCAGUAAACCUUCACAGCGUGCCAAUGAAGUGUCACUAUCCACCACAGAGCACACACAGGACAUUAGCACUGCUAUGGGCUUGGACAGUGAUGUGGCCCACAAUCCAAACAGUGGCUUUUCUGUCUCAAUAGAGUGAAAACGUCUCAUGUUUCCAUUCACUCUGUUCAACACUGUUACGCGUAAAGUGGUAAGGGGAUACAAGCUGAAUUUAAGUGAUACGUAAUGGAAUUGGCAUCGUUUAUAUUUUUGUUACAACCAAUACAAUCAAACUACUACAAUGUGGUUGUGUUAAUGUUUUGGUAAAUGCCCAGAUCUGUUCUCAAAGAGGAUUUUUUUUCUUUACAUGAUUGUCUUACAUGCAUCUUACAGCUUCAUGUGUCCAGUUUCUUAAUUUAAAGGUUGACUAAAAUCUGUGGAGAUAUUGACAUUAAUGGACUGCUAUAUUUCUAAGCAAAUGGAAUGCAGAUGCUGUAUGAUAAAAUGUUAAAUAACAUUACAUGUGACACAUGUUCAUCUUAUUAAAAAUAUGUGAAAAGGGGAAAACUUAUUGAUGUGCUUGUAGAUGUGUGAAGAAAGAAAGAAAGAAAUAUUCUUUUUUUACUUUUUUAUUUUAAUAGCAAGUGUAUUUAUUUAAUUCAUGUAUAGCUGUUAUAAGAAUACAUCUCAGUAAAAGCACAGCAUGUCCUUUAGUAUCAACACCAGUGUACAGCUUCAUUUUAAUGUACUUGAUAAUUAUUUUUAUUUAUCCAAAGAAUAAUUUAGAUUGGUGGCCUGAUCUGUUAGCAAUGAAGACACCAUUACAUUACAUUACCAUUACAUUUAAAAUGUAGUUUAUUAUGAAUCUUUUAUAUUAUUUUAUGGAUCUAAGAACAGAGUACAACACUGCUAUCUAGUGGGCGUGGUUUUUAACACAAAACAAAAUGAUGUAAUACAAUUUCAAUAUUUUCUUACAAUCCUAAUAUUUAUUAUUAUUAUUAUUAUUAUUAUUAUUAUUAUUAUUAUUAUUAUUAUUAUUAUUAUUAUUAUUAUUAUUAUUAUUACUAUUACUACUAAAUCAAUUAUUCCACUGGUGUUCUACCAGAGUUCUAUCCACUGGUGUUAAACCUGCAUUGCCCUCACAGGUUCAGUUGUGCUACAGGUGAAGAUGCUGUGUAUGUACAUGGACACUCACUAUAUGCAAAUCAAUCAAUUAAUAAUACGCCCCCCUGGUGACAUCCAACCCUCUGCUUUUCACCUCUAUCAGAAAGACACUGCUCAGCCCAAUCAGCUUUCCCUUUUACUGCACCACUAAACCCAUACAUCAUCCAGUGCCCCUCCCACACUACUCCUCCCAUUUUUAAGCAUUAAGCAAAAAUCAGGGGGAUUAUUUACAAUUCAAAGGUGAAAUUUUGCUAAAAAAGCAUUUAGUACGGUUUACUUUAUUACUUCAGCUAGAUUUUUAGCUAGCAGGAAACUUGUUUAGACAGCAGAUUUUAAACAUUGAGUCUAUGGGUUGAAAGUGCAGUCAGUUGGUAGUAAAAGCCUCCACAGUGUGGUGCUGUUUCACAAUUAUUCUUCUCACAUGAGACCUUCUCUUUGACACACAUUUGAAUUCAUUAGGACACUGGAGCCUUUAUGUCUGAGCAAAGAUGGGUUCUUUUGAUUUAGGACUGUGAUAACAGCUUAGUCAUUGUAGUUUGUCUUUUGGCACCUCCACUGCAGAUUUGCUGUCUCAUAUUAUUGAGCAUCCCUAGUGAGGUUCCUAUUUCAGCCUGAGCAGGAAGGCAUUGACUGAGCCUGUUCGGAAAAAUAGAAAAUGGCACAGAGUUAAGAAGUGAGCUAGCUUUAGUUUACAUGAAAAGAAGGACGUUGUGCAAGUUUGUAGAAGAAGGUGCAAGCUCUUUACAUUUAGUACAGUUUUCAUCCAUUAGUCAAUUGAUUUAUCUCAAAUUUACUUGAUGUAAAACACGCAUCACUUCAGCAUUAACACAUUAGAACACACUGCCAGACAUAUAAUCAAACAUUGAUAUUCAUGUAUUUUCUAUUUAUUUAAAAGUAUUAAGCUCUGCAUAGAAGAGAGACUGAUUUACCCGCAGUAAUCAGUCACAUGGUUGUUUCAAAUCAGGAUAAUCUUUGUGAAAAAUGAUAUAGACUGUGUUGUUUCUUUCUGUACCAUUGUGUGACUCAACAAAUGCUGUAUAAGCACACACAUGCAUGAGCGUGUGUGUGCGUUCAGUUGGCUUGUGUCCAGGACUAUAAUCCACACAGCCCUGCUGAACUCUUAAUACCUCAAUCUCCUUGGGACGUUGCAUUAUAUGAGUUUGGGUGUUCCUGCUUCUGUCUGCUUACACACUCUGUGUACUCUUGUGUGCAAAAAAGAACAUGCUGUGCCAAACGGUGAAUUUUUUUUUAAAGGACACUGUCUGCUGGACUAAUACAAACUGUCCUAAUAUUAAAGAGAUUUAUUAAAAGUAA
Molecule: messenger RNA, 4171 nt
Organism: Astyanax mexicanus (Mexican tetra)
Lineage: Eukaryota; Metazoa; Chordata; Actinopteri; Characiformes; Acestrorhamphidae
Gene: actr5
Product: actin related protein 5
Exons: 9
Coding region: 33-1853 (606 amino acids)
Biological process (GO): regulation of DNA-templated transcription
Cellular component (GO): cytoplasm; Ino80 complex
Source: RefSeq, a predicted model, not a curated record